CAGUGAAGACAAAAUGAAGGUAUCAGCGAGAUGAAAAGGACAGUGUAAUGUAGCUGGGUAUGUGGUUGGAUGCUAGAAAGAUCAAAAGAUCUUCUUCGCAAACUCUGGCUCCACGUCAGACAAAGUCUCGUGAAUCAGAGGACAAGCUCUCGUAAGCUACACCGCAGGAUUGAAGUGGCGGAGAGGUCGGUCACUAGCCACACACACAAUAAUGGCCAAACACUUCCUUCCCUUCUGUGGUGGAAAUGGAUAAUAGGUCCACCCAAGCUGAGCGUCCUAGCGGUCCGCCGACUGACAGGUCCAAACCCCGAUGCUUCUGGCAGUGGCUGCGCAUCGAUGUGCCUUGCCACAUUCCUCCUGCACGCCCUCCUCGGGCAGCCAUAGGGAUAAGCUCCAAGCGAGGCUUUCUCUAAUCUUGGACGAACGAGAUCUGGAACAGGUUUCUCCUACCUUGGUUUUGACAUGCAGGUUGACCUUUUGGGUAGUACAUUCUGAGGUCCCUCAGAUAGUGUCACUUUAGGCAGUGUUCACCCCCCUGCCCAGCCC
Penicilliopsis zonata CBS 506.65 is the source of this 546-nucleotide messenger RNA. RefSeq lists its product as hypothetical. The record is from RefSeq and is a predicted model, not a curated record. NCBI's taxonomy places the organism in Eukaryota, Fungi, Ascomycota, Eurotiomycetes, Eurotiales, Aspergillaceae. Bases 246 to 413 code for a protein of 55 amino acids. The transcript has a single exon.